Tuber aestivum (summer truffle) is the source of this 440-nucleotide messenger RNA. Lineage: Eukaryota; Fungi; Ascomycota; Pezizomycetes; Pezizales; Tuberaceae. The record is from the annotation of a GenBank genome assembly.
GUCCCUCCUCCGCCACCUCCACCACUUGGCGAAGAAGUCGAGGAGGAGAAAAAAAUAGAAUAAAGAGCUAAUCCAUAACAGAACGUCAAUUCUUCCCAAUGGAUACGACUAAACUCUGGGGGGGCCGUUUCACCGGUAUACCGCCCACCCAUUUCAUAUACACACUCUCCCUUCCCCGUUGAAAAAUGGCUGAUUAGGAACCGACCACCAGGCAAAACCGACCCGCUUAUGACAACCUACAAUGAAUCCAUCCACUACGACAAACGCAUGUACAUAGCCGACAUCCUGGGCUCAAAAGCGUACGCCACCUCGCUCCACCAACGCGACAUAAUCACCGCGCACGAGCUUAGCGAGCUCCACCGGGGCCUGGACCUCGUGCACGCGGAAUGGGCCAACGACACGUUCGCCAUAAUCCCCGGCGUUGAUGAGGACAUCCACAC